Messenger RNA from Loxodonta africana (African savanna elephant), 2410 nucleotides. RefSeq names its product DNA polymerase alpha 2, accessory subunit (gene POLA2). Gene Ontology annotation, cellular component: alpha DNA polymerase:primase complex. The record is from RefSeq and is a predicted model, not a curated record. Gene Ontology annotation, biological process: DNA replication initiation; DNA replication. Bases 292 to 2085 code for a protein of 597 amino acids. NCBI's taxonomy places the organism in Eukaryota, Metazoa, Chordata, Mammalia, Proboscidea, Elephantidae. The transcript is spliced from 18 exons. Gene Ontology annotation, molecular function: DNA binding.
UGGAGUUGAACCCAGGUCUCGCGCCUGCGCGCUCUUCGCGAACCGUUUGGCGCGUUUUUCCCGGCACCUCGGUUCUUCCUCUGCUUCUGGGAGGCUCAGGGGUAGCUUUUAGGAAGUGGGACGUUCUCCCCUGGAAGGCGACUUCUGGAGAUUUCUUCUCCCUCCCUUCGGGACGUCUUGGGUUAUCCUCCAUUUUCUUUUAAGUGUUGCCCUGUGACUGACGACACGAGCCUUCUUGGUCACCUCCAGUCUCGGUGCCCCGGAGGGUGAAAGGGGGCCUCCCGGGCCACCAUGGCAGUGACCGCCCAGCAACUGGCGGAGGAGUUGGAGAUCUUCGGCCUAGACUGCGAGCAGGCCGUGAUCGAGAAAUUGGUAGAACUGUGUAUUCUGCAUGAACAGAAUGAGGAGGAAAUGGCAGGUGAGCUCGUCGCCUUCGUCAGCACACACGGAGUUAACCUUACCUCAGAGACCUUAAACUCUUUUCAGCAUGAGUUUCUGAGCAAAAGGCUGUCCAAAGCCCGGCACAAUGCAUCCAACGACAGUGGGCACGCAGGAGCUAGAGACAUUGUGUCCAUUCAGGAGCUAAUUGAAGUGGAAGAAGAAGAGGAGACCCUCUUAAACUCUUACACCACACCCUCUAAGGGUUCUCAGAAGCGACCUAUCACCACCCCAGAAACCCCCCUGACAAAAAGGAAUGUGUCCACCCGUAGCCCCCAUCAGCUUCUCUCGCCAUCGAGCUUCUCUCCAAGUGCUACUCCCUCGCAGAAAUACAACUCGAGAAAUAACCGAGGAGAAGUAGUCACCUUCUUUGGCUCGGCACAGGGAGUGUCCUGGUCUGGGAAAGGAGGGGCUGGUAACAUCAGCUUGAAGGUCUUGGGGUGCCCAGAGCUGCUAACCAAGAGCUACAAAUCUAUGUUUCAGAAGCUCUCUGACAUUCGAGAAGUUCUGACCUGUAAGGUCGAAGAACUUGGCAGUGAACUCAAGGAACACUACAAGAUUGAGGCUUUCACUCCCGUUCAAGUACCGGCACAAGAGCCCGUCACUCUGCUGGGCCAGAUCGGCUGUGAUAGCAAUGGAAAGCUGAACAACAAGUCCGUGAUUCUUGAGGGAGACCGGGAACACUCCUCAGGGGCUCAAAUCCCGGUGGAUUUAUCUGAGCUUAAAGAAUAUUCUCUGUUUCCUGGACAGGUUGUAAUUAUGGAAGGAAUCAACAGCACUGGUAGAAAACUCAUCGCCACCAAGCUGUAUGAGGGCGUGCCGCUUCCUUUUCAUCAGCCCACGGAAGAAGAUGGAGAUUUUGAGCAAAAAAUGGUCCUGGUUGCCUGUGGGCCCUACACCACCUCUGACAGCAUCACGUAUGACCCCCUGCUGGACCUGGUCACCGUCAUCAACUACGAUCGGCCAGACGUCUGCAUUCUGUUUGGACCUUUCCUAGAUGCCAAGCAUGAGCAGGUGGAGAACUGUCUGCUCACAAGUUCAUUUGAAGAUGUUUUCAAGCAGUGUCUACGCACAAUUAUUGAGGGGACAAGAAGCUCUGGCUCCCACCUCGUGUUUGUCCCAUCGUUGAGAGAUGUGCACCAUGAGCCUGUGUACCCACAGCCACCUUUCAGCUACACAGAUCUCUCCAGAGAGGACAAAGAGCGAGUACAGUUCGUGUCUGAACCCUGCAGCCUCUCCAUAAACGGAGUGAUCUUUGGCUUGACGUCCACAGACUUGCUGUUCCACAUGGGGUCCGAGGAAAUUAGUAGUUCUUCUGGAACCUCAGACAGAUUCAGCCGCAUACUCAAGCACGUUCUGACCCAGAGGAGCUACUACCCACUGUACCCUCCCCAGGAAGACAUGGCCAUCGACUAUGAGAACUUCUAUGCCUAUGCCCAGUUGCCUGUCACCCCAGAUGUCUUCAUAAUCCCAUCGGAGCUGAGGUAUUUUGUGAAGGACAUCCUCGGCUGUGUCUGUGUGAAUCCCGGGCGCCUCACCAAAGGGCAGGUGGGAGGCACCUUUGGCCGACUCUACCUCAGGAGACAGCCUGUGGGCAACGAGGGGAGGCAGAGUCCGUGUAUCGCCGCCCAGGUGGUCAGGAUCUGAGGGUCUGGCCUUUGUCACCUCAUGGUGCAGAGCCCUUACGGAUGUCCGAGCCCCCAGGAGUUGGCACGUCCAAACUUGUGGACAGGGGAGGAGAGGGAGGCAGCCAGCUGUGGAGCAAGGCUUCAGGGCUGGGCCCCAUGGGAAGACCUUGUACAGCUGGACUCUGGCGCCGAGGUGAGCAGCUCUGGAGGAAAUCAGUUGUUUCUUAAUGGCUACGUGGUGUCCAGAGGGAGCUGACAUGGAUCCAGCAUGCUCAGAAAGGGCAAGAAGGCUUUGUGAUUUUGUUUAUGACUUUUGGACUAAUAAAAAUAAAUUCUGAGUGUAA